AUGGCUGAGCUGCAAACGGCAUCUGCCAUUUGUGGCAUUGUACGAACGACAUGGCAAACGAUAGAACUUUCCAGAGACAUAUUCCGAGCCCCAGAGGACGCUCAGAUGCUCUGGGGGCGCACCAAGUCUACAUAUCAACUGAUGCAAUGCCUCGACGCUGUCAUCAAACUGAGAAGAGAGAAUGCUGUUGACAAUACGAGACCACUCAGUGCCAGCAUUGUUCUCGUCAUCGAAGGCGCCGCCAAGAACUGUCAGCAGGUAUUGCAGAAGCUGGCAGAUAAAUGCAUCCAACUUGGGGCACAUCAACACAUAACAAGGGGCAAGACCGUGAAGGAAAGUGUGUCAUUCGCGUUAUCCGCAAAGUCGAUUCAAAAGUUCGAGACAAACCUGAUAUUCGCUACCCAGAUGGUGAAGUUUGCGCUGGAACUACUGAACAACGCCGAUAGAAUAACCGAUAGAGUGGACACAUCUGUACGAUUCGAUAUCAUCGAAGCACUGUUGCGACAACUAGUAGCCGAUCGGGGUCUCAUACUAGACAAUCAAGAGAAGGACCACACUCUGCCUUCUAAAUCUAGCACGACGACUCGUAAGCGCCUUGACUCAGGAGUGGGGCUCGAAGAAGAUGCUAGAAGCACUGCGCCAAAUAUUGAGAAGACACUAUCGACUAGUAUAGGCGAGGAGGGCCAACUCAUGUCCGAAAAUCUUCUAAAAUUUGCGGAGCAGAUCAACGUGAGCUUCGGCGAUUUUCAUCCACAUGUACCUAAAGAGUACGGAAACAAUGCAAACCCGACUCCCUUGAGAGCGAACGAUGACGACGAUGUGAACGAAUUGCAUACACUUGAGAGCUGUCGCACCAACUUUAGCUUGUUGGGAGCGAUCGAAGAACGGUCACCAGAGAAGUGUGAGGCACUACUCAGCCGGGAAUGCGAGGUGAACAAAAGAAACGAAGAAGGACUCACUGCAUUCAUGUGCGCAGCAGCCUGUGAACAUGGAGAUGCAUGUGAGUCUUGUCUCAGGUGCAUGAAGAUGCUUGUCGACCAUGGUGCUGAUCUCGAUCAAACCCACGAAGAAAAGUCUGCGCUGCACUUGUCGGUGAAACAUGGGAAUCUCCAAAUCGCGAAGUGGCUGGUCGAAAGCUCUGCCGAGAUUGAGGCUUCAUCCCCUCGUACACCUUUAUUUCUUGCCGUAAAGUACAACAGACCAACUUUUGUGGAUCUCCUCGUUUCGGCGGGCGCAAACGUCAAUGUGCUCGAUGAGCACAACUGGAGCCUCAUACAUUACGCCGUAAAUAGGAACUGCAAGGCCGCUCUACUCGAGCUAUUACAAAGCGCCAAGUCCAAAGGCAUCGACUUGGAUGUCAAUGGUCGCUGCGAAAUGACUUGGACCCCGUUGAUGCAUCUCGCAGAGGUAUCGGACAAGGAAGAAAACGUUCAACUGGCUGGGAUCCUGAUUAAACACGGCGCCAAGGUCGAUGCCACGGACGGAAAUGGAUAUACGGCGUUGUGGUACGCUGUGCAAGGACGGUUUUCUGCAGCAAGAAAUCGGUUUGUGUUUGAGCUGUUGCGGAAAGGUGCGGAUGAUGCGAUUGUGAAGAAGAAGGCGCCAAAGAAGAUAGCGGUUUUUGGCGCUUUUAAGACGUGGAAAUUGUCGACCGUGUCUCGAUGA
Messenger RNA from Didymosphaeria variabile, 1665 nucleotides. RefSeq lists its product as uncharacterized. The record is from RefSeq and is a predicted model, not a curated record. Bases 1 to 1665 code for a protein of 554 amino acids. Gene Ontology annotation, molecular function: protein binding. Lineage: Eukaryota; Fungi; Ascomycota; Dothideomycetes; Pleosporales; Didymosphaeriaceae. The transcript is spliced from 2 exons.